Anisakis simplex (herring worm) is the source of this 792-nucleotide messenger RNA. The record is from the annotation of a GenBank genome assembly. Lineage: Eukaryota; Metazoa; Nematoda; Chromadorea; Rhabditida; Anisakidae.
AAAAGCAAGAAUGACCGGCCGAUUGUACCCGAUUUUGAAGAUACGCAUAAUUGCUUAACGGAUGAUAUGUAUGACGAUUGGUUGUGUAUUUUAGCGGCCGAAAAUUUACAGCGGAUCAGUGAAGCGAUGGAAGAUGAUCAAAUUUUCCUAACCACUGAAACCGUCGAAUACAUUUUCACCGUUUGCGUUCGUCUUCGUCUUCCUCAAGAAAUUAAAUACUUGGCUGCAAUUAUUUUUAACAAAUUUAUGUUGGUUCACGUUGAUGAUCUGUAUAAAACUGUGUAUGAAACACCUCAUCCGAUUGCUCACAAACAGAACGAAUGGGAACGUAUAGAAGCGAAUAUUUCUCGACAAAUACCGUUACGAAUUUUAUCCGCAAUUCAGAUUGCCUCGAAGCUUCAUAGUUAUCAUGAUAGUUUAUCGCGCUCAAUGGUAAAAUUAGCACUAAAAACGCUUGGAUACGCAUAUACCGUAAAUUCGGUAAUGCGCUCUGAGAUUCGAAUUCUGAGUUCGUUGGAUUGGAAUGUUUCGUCGCGUCAGUCGCCACUUGUUUAUGCAGAAACGUUACUGAAAAUGCUCGGUUCGAUUUUAACUAUCGAUUCGCUUCGAGUGAAUUGUCGUAAAGCGUUUCCAGAACGACGGUUAACCCGUACAUUCAAUACGGCUGCUUAUUGGCAAUUUACGUUAUUGUGUAUGGAUUGCGUAUUUAUGUUCUGGGACGAAAUUCUAGAAAGAAUGUUAAUCAAUGUUCUUGGAGUGGCUGGCAACAACUUUCCAAGGUCUGUCAAUUGA